Suillus subaureus is the source of this 1734-nucleotide messenger RNA. RefSeq lists its product as uncharacterized. The transcript is spliced from 6 exons. Bases 1 to 1734 code for a protein of 577 amino acids. The record is from RefSeq and is a predicted model, not a curated record. Lineage: Eukaryota; Fungi; Basidiomycota; Agaricomycetes; Boletales; Suillaceae.
AUGCCCACAUGCACUGUUCAUCCCCAACAGGUUUCUCUUAUUCCAGCAUCCCCAGAACGAUCUCUCCUCAGUCUCUUUAUCCGUCUAGUCCGAGCCCCUCUUCAUUCAAGACUGUCUUCCCUGUGUCUGCCUCCCAUGGCAGCUUCUUCCAAACCGGCAGAUGAAAGUUCGCAUCCAUACGACGCACUCCCGAAUGACCAGGACUUUGGCUGGAUGAUAUCUGAUGCGAAGUUCUCUGUUGAUACUAGAACCAAUUUCUACGACCGCAGUCUGACAAGUCGGAGAUAUGCCCUUGUCGGAAUGGCAUGCUCAGGUAUCUUUGGCUGCUCAUGCAUCGUUGCAAGCAUCAUCACUUUAGCCAACCAAGGAGUCUUCGGAAGGGAGAUAUUGGCCCUGGCACUUGACUUAAUCGUCACAUUGUGUACCGAGUCCAUAGGCUUCGUACACGGUAUUUCAUUGCGCUCUGCACUAGCCUCAGAGUCUCGGCUUCAUUUCAACACCAAUCUGCGCCUUCUGACCGCAGCUCGUGGAUGGUAUAACCCUAACGGCGCCCUGCUUAACGUCAUCUUGGCUGUCCUCCUCAUCAUAUCCUACAGCUCGGUUUCAUUCAUCGUAUGUCUCAACACUCGAAGCUCUGACUUGAGUGAGAGUGUUGCCAUUGUGGGGUUACCUCUCCUCAUUUUGGGCAUCGCACUCCUCCUCCAGGUGAUGAUCGCAUUGUCAGCGAUGCGUGCUGUCAAAAUAUUGACGUGGAGCUCCUCACCUUUCGACUUGACCGCCGCACUGGUCCACCACACGCAAUUGUCCCCUGUUACAUUACGGUGCAUGCGUUGUGUGUCUAACUUAGACACGUUUGGAGGUCCAGCGAAGCCAUCAGAGAUACAGCCCUCUGCGUGGCAUGCUCACCCUAGCAUCCGGAAAGUUGUCAUUUUUCUUUGGGUGAUCGUUGCAGCAUGCGCUGGAUGGGCCGCACUCGUCAUGUAUAUGUGGAAUAACUAUUCGGAAGAGUGGGGCGGUCUUUCAUCCAAUGGCAUCCAGUAUCCUAUACCAGGUGUUGAUCUUGAGGUGUGGAUUCUGCUCUAUGUCAACAUGGCAGCUAUCCAGGGGCCAUUGACACUUGGGCUCCAUUGCUCGGAGCUCAUCGCAAAUGUCAUUCGAGACGAAAGACAGUGGAGAUACGCUAGUACCAGAAAGAAAGGACUUACGACGGCGACGAACCCAGUGAAGAUGAUUUCCAGCCAUCCGAUUUGUCUCAUCCUUUUUGUCGCAAAGCCUUUCCUGCACUGGAUGUUCGGGCUUGCAAUCAACUUAGGCACUGAAAGCACUGUUCACCCCAUACGCCCUGAUUACCUCAUAAGCCCUGAUUACCUCACAGGCACUGACAACACCGUAGGCACUAGCAGCGCCGUAGACGGGCAACUGGCCGGCUUGGGGGUAUCUAUGUUCACUGCCCAGGUCUGGAACUUAUGCAUAGCGCUCUUCAUAUUUGCCUGUUUCUUCACUUUCGUCGCACUCCGCCGACCACGUGGCCCCCAGCCAGCUGCAUACGGCCACCUCCAGACACUCGCCAACCUCGUGGACGAGUGGUCGCCUGUGAUGUGGUGGGGACACAAGGAGGACGGAAUUCCGUACUGUCAUGCUGGGACGAGCGAUCACCCGCUGCCGAAAGUGAAGAUGGACUGCGUUUAUGCUGGUUCUGGGUCUGGGUCUGGUUCUCUGGUACCCCUCUCGUGA